Triticum urartu is the source of this 480-nucleotide messenger RNA. Lineage: Eukaryota; Viridiplantae; Streptophyta; Magnoliopsida; Poales; Poaceae. The record is from RefSeq and is a predicted model, not a curated record.
UCAACCAGUCUUCGACCAAUCGAGAAGAUGGCCUCCUCCUCCAGGAUGCUCACGGUGGUGGUGCUGGCGGCGCUGGUCGCCGGUGCGAUGUGCGCCGUGAGGGUGAAGUUGACGGUGGAGAAGGGGUCCGACAAAAAGAAGCUGGCGCUCAAGAUCGACUACACAAGGCCAGGCGACAGCCUGUCAGAGGUGGAGCUCCGGCAGCACGGCUCAGAGGAGUGGCAGCCGUUGACCAAGAAGGGCGACGUGUGGGAGGUCUCGUGCUCCAAGCCACUGGUUGGCCCCUUCAACUUCCGCUUCUUGUCCAAGAAUGGCAUGAAGAACGUCUUCGACGAGGUCUUCUCCACCGAUUUCAAGAUCGGCAAAACCUACCAACCAGAAUAUUGAUCGAUACCGUCCAAGUUUCAGUUGGUCAAGAUCGUCGUAAUUAAUUAAUUCCCAUGUAUGAGUCGCGUUGGAAAUAUGCGCCUGCAUGAGUGG